Rubroshorea leprosula is the source of this 1624-nucleotide messenger RNA. The record is from the annotation of a GenBank genome assembly. NCBI's taxonomy places the organism in Eukaryota, Viridiplantae, Streptophyta, Magnoliopsida, Malvales, Dipterocarpaceae.
AAUCUAGGGUGGUGGUUGGUGCAACGAUGUCCCAUCUUGCCUUGAGAGAGCGAAAACUCGCCGUGGAUCGACAAGUUUCAUGAGCAAAUGGGAAGUCUUUUCCGGCAUCUUAAGCAACAAUGCCUCCCUAAAUCCAGAUUUUUACAAUUGGAACAGAGUGAAGUUGAGAUAUUGUGAUGGAGCCUCAUUUGGUGGAGAUUCCAAGUUCGAAAAUGGGACAUCACUAAUUUAUUUCAGAGGGCAAAGAAUUUGGGAUGCAAUUAUUCGUGAUCUUCUUCCUAAAGGAUUGGGAACUGCACGCAAGGCUUUGCUUUCAGGUUGCUCUGCAGGGGGUCUAGCAACCUUUUUGCAAUGUGACAACUUCAGAAACAUGUUACCAGCAGAUGCUAGUGUAAAAUGUCUCAGUGAUGCUGGAUUUUUUCUGGACAUAAGAGAUAUAAGUUUGAACUACACUAUGAGGUCCUUUUUUGAGGGUUUAGUUUCUUUACAGGGGAUAGAACCAAAUCUCAAUCAGAACUGCACCCAUUCAUUUGCCUUUCCAAAGCUGUGUUUCUUCCCACAGAAUGCAUUAAAAUAUAUCACAACACCAUAUUUCAUCUUGAACUCGGCUUAUGAUGUAUUCCAGUUCCAUCAUGGUUUAGUUCCGCCUUCUGCUGAUUUACAUGGACAUUGGAAUCGCUGCAAGCUUGAUCCAGCAGCAUGCGACGCAACUCAGACUAGUAUAUUGCAAGGUUUGAGGCGCAACAUGCUUACUGCUUUAUAUUCGUUCAACCGACAUUCAUUAAGCGGAGGGAUAUUCAUAAAUUCAUGCUUUGCUCAUUGCCAAAGUGAGUCACAAGAUACAUGGUUCGCUGAUGAUUCCCCUAGAAUAAACGAUAAGACCAUUGCAGAAGCAGUUGGAGAUUGGUACUUCAGCAGAAGAGUGACCAAAGAGAUUGAUUGUGAAUAUCCUUGUGACAAAACUUGCCAUAACCUCCUACCGGCAUCGCCGACGCCGCCCCCGCCGCCGCCGCCGCCGCCUCCUGAGGUUCCUCAGGUAAUUCCUUAAUUUUGCUGAAGCAAAGAGGAGUACUUUGUUUUACGAGUUCUCUUAUUGUUUCAAGGCAAAAUACUUGGUUGGUACUUGGUAGCUUUUGAAAGGAAGCACAGGUUAACGAUUCUUUAGAAAUUUUAGCAAUUCAAUUCAAUUGCAUAGCAUUCAGAGAAAAUCAUAUAUGAUUUUGUAACUUUCAUUAAAAGAAUUAAUAAAAAUUCCAUUUAUUUGCUUCCUUCUCAACCAAAUACAUUUGUAAACAAAUAACUUUGCAGGGAGUUAAAAUGAAGAGGGGCAAAAGGAAUAUAAAAAUCCAAAAUUAAUUUAGUUUUGAACUUAAACAUUUAUACCAAAUGAUUCUUUUAUUUUUUAUUAAUAUAUAUCUACUGUAUUUUGCUGGUGGAGGCUUCUGGUGUAGUCAAGACGUUGAGACCCCACAAAUUUGAAGUUGCGAUUUUGGGUUAUGCUUUAUAUGGCUUUAUGUUAAUAUUUUCUCAUUAUUGUAACUUGUUCUUGUAAUUUGAUUGAAGUAUUGUAUUGUAUUGUACUAUACAUCGUAUUCAGUAAUUGUAAUAUAUAUGUGGUGUGUAU